AUGGCGGCACACGGAGGCGGAGGGUUUGGCGGUCAAGGGGGAGGGAGAGGCUGGGGCUUCGCGCAAGGUUUCCACCCUGGCUUCGACGGCGGCCGCGGCCGUGGCCGUGAUCAGCGCGGUCACAACGGUGGCGGAUUCGGAGGAGGGUACGGAGGCGGAUAUGGCGGCGGAGGCUAUGGUGGUAACAGUCACGGUGGAUACGGAGGCAACCGGAACCGCCGCGGUUGGCAGGGUGGGCGCCGCUUCGCGCCGGCUGCUGGCCACGCGGCCAGUCAGUUCCACGCCGGAGGUGGCGUUCCUGGACACCAGGCCGGUGGCCAGGCGGUGGUCGGCCAACUGCAGCAGCAGGCCGCUGCUGGUCAGUUCCAGCUGGCUGGCUUCCAGACAGCGGGGCUAGCUGACCAACAGCCCGCCCAGGCGCCCUUCCAGGCACCUCUGGCUGGCCAGCAGCCUACCCAGCCGGCUGCGGCUGGCAACCAGACCAGGGAGGCUGGGGCUGUGCUCUUCCAGCAGGUCAGCCAAAGCCAGAAGGCCCAGGUGGCUGCACCGGCCAACGGUGGCGGCCUCGGUACGUCUCAGGCCGGGACGUCGGCGCUGCUGGCCUCCAGCCAAGCAGCACCGGCGGCUGCUCCAGCUGGCUCCACAAGAGGGGCCAUCAUUGGAGGAUCGGCACAGGAUCCCGCGGCGACACAUCUGGAAGGCUUCAUGGCAACCAAGCCCGAACCUGCACAAGCCGGAAAGCAGAAGAGCAAGGUAGAGGGCAUGGGCUUUUACUAUAUCCCUAUGAAUGACAACCCAAAGAGUAAUGUGGAGGAGCACACGGUCUUGGGUCCAAUGGACACCAAGACAAUUAAGGGAAAGAUCCGCUUCGAGAAAGGUGUCGAGAAUGAUGUGAACAGAUAUGAGAUUGACAAAGUUUGGGUUCAGUUUCGGGGUCCAGACUGA
Oryza sativa Japonica Group (Japanese rice) is the source of this 945-nucleotide messenger RNA. Lineage: Eukaryota; Viridiplantae; Streptophyta; Magnoliopsida; Poales; Poaceae. The record is from RefSeq and is a predicted model, not a curated record.